AUGGAUUACAAUAUUUUGAAAUCCAUAGUUUUAUUAUUACUUGGUCUUUAUAUCUUCAUUGUUAGACUAGAGUUUUCCGAGGCAGCAACUGCUGCUGAUUACUUUGUCAGAUCUUUACCUGGUCUUUCUGACAACAAUUCCAAUUUGUUUUUUUGGUUGAUGCACAAUAAACAUAUUGCUGAUAGACCCAAUAUGGAUGGUGUAUUUCUUGAAAAUGGACCUUGGAGAAUCAAUUCAGAUCAAACAUUAAGGUUAAUCGAUGGUUCAUGGAAUGAAUAUGCAAAUGUUUUAUAUGUCGAUCAGCCUGUGGGCACAGGGUUUAGCUUUACUGAUUCCGAUGGUUAUUUAAACAAUUUAACACAAGUCUAUUUAGCAGGUGAAAGUUUUGCAGGGACAUAUAUACCUUAUAUAGCAAAAGCUAUAUUAGAUCGGAAUCAUGCCAGGAAAACACCCGAUUAUCACAAGUACAAUGCAUAUUACACAUAUGCAGUGGACCAGAAUAUUAUGGAUGAAAAAACCAAGGCUGCUGCAUAUGAGCAAUUAGGAAUCUGUAUGAAAGAUUUGCAGGAAAGUCUUGCCAUUCAUGUAUAUUCAUGUGAAAAAGUUUUAGUCACAAUCAGUAGAGAAGGAACCAGAGAAACAUGUAUAAAUCAAUAUGAUAUUCGUGAUCAUAAUGACAGUUAUCCUUCUUGUGGAAUGAAUUGGCCUUACGAGCUUCCUACAAUUUACAAAUAUUUAAGACGACCAGACGUUGUUGAUGCCAUACAUGCUAAUACAAAUAAACUUAAAUGGGCGGAAUGUAAUUCUAAAGUUGGCAUUGGCUUUGAUCAAGACAUGUCGCCUCCCUCUGUUACAUUAAUGCCUGAUCUUUUAAAACAAAUCAAUGUUUUAUUAUACAAUGGGGAUAAAGAUUUAAUAUGUAACAUAUAUGGAACACAAGAUAUGGUAAAGAAGUUAGAAUGGAACGGAUAUAAAGGUUUUAAGGAUGCAGUAUCAAAACCUUGGUAUAUAAAUGAUAAAGUUGUUGGCGAAAUGACUACUGAGAGAAAUCUUACAUACAUUGUUGUUUACAAUACAAGUCAUAUGGUGCCAUAUGAUGCACCUGUUGAAACUAUGGAUAUGAUUUAUAGAUUUAUUGGAAUCCGUGAUGAUAUAAUAGCUAAUUUUACUUCAAGUAUUGGUAUAAAGGAUCAAGGUGAUUACGAUAAUGAAGAAGAUAGUGAUAAUAAAAAUAAUGAACAUAAUCAAGAUUCAGACGAACAGCGUCAAUCAAAAAGUUUGGCAAAUCAAAAGAUGGUGUUGGAUCUUGAAAACAAUGAGUUGGAUGAUUUAGCUAAAGAAGCUACAUUGUUCCAAACAGAUGAUAUUGAUCAUUUUGGAGAUAUAAAAAUAAUUUGUUUGUUUAAUUUAUUUUGA
Molecule: messenger RNA, 1416 nt
Organism: Entrophospora candida
Lineage: Eukaryota; Fungi; Glomeromycota; Glomeromycetes; Entrophosporales; Entrophosporaceae
Source: the annotation of a GenBank genome assembly